This is a messenger RNA of Arvicola amphibius (Eurasian water vole), 10335 nucleotides long. It is a transcript of the gene Vcan, whose product is annotated as versican. Gene Ontology annotation, biological process: cell adhesion. Gene Ontology annotation, molecular function: hyaluronic acid binding; calcium ion binding. The transcript has 14 exons. NCBI's taxonomy places the organism in Eukaryota, Metazoa, Chordata, Mammalia, Rodentia, Cricetidae. Bases 1 to 10104 code for a protein of 3367 amino acids. The record is from RefSeq and is a predicted model, not a curated record.
AUGUUGAUAAAUAUGAAAAGCGUCUUAUGGAUGUAUUCAGCCUUAUUAAUAACCCAGGCACUACAUAAAGUGAAAACGGAAACCAGUCCACCUGUUAAAGGCUCUCUCUCCGGAAGAGUGACCCUACCAUGUCGUUUUCCCACCCUGCCUACCCUACCGCCCAAUUACAACACGAGUGAGUUUCUCAGAAUCAAAUGGUCUAAGAUGGAAGUGGACAAAAACGGAAAAGACAUAAAGGAGACUACUGUCCUGGUGGCUCAAGAUGGGAAUAUCAAGAUUGGUCAGGACUACAAAGGGCGUGUGUCAGUGCUUACGCAUCCUGAGGAUGUGGGCGAUGCCUCCCUCACCAUGGUCAAACUCCGCGCUAGCGAUGCAGGUGUCUACCGCUGUGAUGUCAUGUACGGGAUUGAAGACACUCAGGACUCCGUGUCACUGGCUGUGGAUGGGGUUCUGUUUCACUACAGGGCAGCGACCAGUAGAUAUACACUGAACUUUGCAAGUGCUCAGCAGGCUUGUUUGGACAUUGGCGCAGUCAUAGCCACACCAGAGCAGCUCUUUGCUGCCUAUGAAGACGGAUUUGAGCAGUGUGAUGCAGGGUGGCUGUCUGAUCAAACUGUUAGAUAUCCCAUACGGGCUCCCAGAGAAGGCUGUUAUGGAGACAUGAUGGGGAAGGAAGGGGUCAGGACUUACGGAUUCCGCUCUCCCCACGAAACCUACGACGUGUACUGUUAUGUGGACCAUCUGGAUGGCGACGUGUUCCACAUCACGGCUCCCAAUAAGUUCACCUUUGAGGAGGCUGAAGAAGAGUGUGAGAACCAGGAUGCCAGGCUGGCAACUGUUGGAGAGCUGCACGCAGCUUGGAGAAACGGCUUUGACCAAUGCGAUUACGGGUGGCUGUCGGAUGCCAGUGUACGGCAUCCUGUGACUGUGGCCAGGGCCCAGUGUGGAGGCGGUCUCCUUGGGGUGAGAACCCUGUAUCGUUUUGAGAACCAGACAUGCUUCCCUUCCCCUGAUAGCAGAUUUGAUGCCUACUGCUUUAAACCUAAACAGAAUAUAUCAGAGGCAACCACCAUUGAAACGAAUAUCCUCGCAGAAACUGCAUCACCCAGUUUAUCCAAAGAACCACACAUGGUACCUGACAGAGCUACACCAAUCUUUCCGUUAGUCACCGAAUUACCUAUCAUUACCACAUACUUCCCUCCUGCAGGAAAUAUAGUCAAUUUUGAACAGAAAUCUGUAGUCCAGUCUCAGGCUAUCACAGACAGAUUAGCCACCGAGUCACCCACACUUGCUGGGAGUACCAAGAACCACUGGGAUGUGGAUGGCUACUCUCCUUCUGGGCCAGAACUACUUGGGAAGCCAGAUAUAUCUGAAAUUAAGAAGGAAGGACUCCAAAGUACAACUGUCAUCUCCCAGCAUGCUACUGGCUCACAGGAUGGAAUUACAGAAGACGUGCAAACACAUGAGUCAGUGACACAGAUUGAACAAAUAGAAGUGGCCCCGUUAGUGACAUCCACAGAAAUCACAAAGCACAUUUCUUCCAAGGAAUUGCCAGCAUCUGAAGUGACAUUUGAAUCCACAGAAGUGACCCCAAAACAGAAAACUGAAAUGUCAACGGUAGGCACCACUCCCGAAGUGGGGACCACAAGUCACUAUGGAUUUACCUCGAGAGAAGGUGAGAGUGAAGGCAGAACAAUGACAGUUAGGUCUGACCAGAGCCCCCGGGACUUCAGCCAAAUACGCGAAGUCGUCACGGUAUCAAAGACGUCAGAAGAUGCUACCUACUCCCAGCCAGGGGACAUAGAGUCCAUUUCAACGUCGACAGUUGUUUCACCUUUAACUAUGCUUGACAUAGAUGGAGUACUCACAGAUAUAGAGAAAGAACCAAAAACUAAUGGGAAAGUGACUGAAGAUCCUUCUGGUCAAUCACAGCCUACAACCCCUUCGCCAUCAGAGCAUCUUACAGAAGGAGAGUUGUCUCCCUAUUCUGGUGACAUGGUAUCAGUAGGGGGAAUAGCCACAGUUGUUUAUCCUUCCUUGCAAACAGAAGUGACAGAAGGAAGAGAAAGAACAGAAACACCAAGACCAGAGCUAAAACAGGAAGCGUACACAGUUGAUGAGAUACAAGAAAAGAUCACCAAUGAUCCAUUUAUAGGGAUAACAGAAGAAGGCUCAUCUGGGAUGAAGCUCUUUACGUCUCCCUCAGAACAAAUUCAUUUUACAGAACCUUCAGUUGAAGAAUCUGUUUCCCCAGCGUUGACAACUGGAAAGUUAAGCGUGAAGCCAACAGAAGCCAGAGAUGUAGAAGAAAUGGCAACUCUGACUAGAUUAGACACAGAUGCCACAGAGCCCUACCAAGAUGUUACAGCAGCCCAUUUGACCCACAGUACUUUAAAUGUAGAAGUGGUCACAGUAUCAAAAUGGUCAUGGGAAGAAGAUAAUUCAACUUUAAAACCUUUGUCCUCAACAGAGCUUGCCCACUCUACAACAUUGCCCCCUGUCUUACUUAGCACUGUAGGAACAAAGGGAAAGGCUAAAGAAACCCCAAGUUUUCCAGAUGUAGGAGACCAAUAUACUCUUUUUCCAGAUAGUACUCGAAAACCAUCAGAAAAGGUUUCUGAGGAAGAUUUUCCAUCGGGAGAAUUCACAGUUCCUUUUCAACCAGCUCCAUCAGUUGCUAGUGCAGAUGAGUCAACUUUGAGAGAAUCUACAACUGAAGACGGGGUGCUUCCCACCAUAAGCACAGAAGGCCGAGUCAUCACUGCAACUGUGGAAGGAAGUGCUUGGGGUGAAGAUGCAGAUGCCUCCAAACCACUGUUUACUCUCCCCCCAUUUGCACACACGUCCUAUGUGGAAGGAUUGGCCUUUGUUAAUUAUAGCAGCACCCAGGAGCCCACUACUUACAAGUCCCACACCAGUCCUCUUUCUGUAAUUCCCAAGACGGAAUGGAGUGUGUUGGAGUCUUCUGUUCCACUAGAAUAUGAGGUUCUAGGCAAAUCAGAUCAAGAUAUUGUUGAACAGACUCACCUAGAAGCCACCACGCCUCCUGAGGCUUGGAGAACAACAGAAACCACACAGGGAGAAAGCCUGGAAGAACUGCAGACUGUAGGGAGCUCCUUUCCUGUUCUCAGUUCUACUGCAGUAAUGGCCAAGGAGACAGUGGCAUUUAAAGAAGAGGGGGAGGGAUCAGCAUAUACUGUCUCUGAAGACAGAUGGGCGACAGGUUUGGAGAGGGUCCCCGGUUUAGAAACUACUCCAGCUGGAACAAUGGAGCAUGGUACAUCUUAUCUACCUGGUGCAGUAACGCAGCCCAAAGGGGAAGUGGAGACAAUGGUACCACUAGUAUCAACCAUUAGGCCAAAAGAAGUUUCAAGUCUAGAGCCGGAAUUAAAGUAUGAAGCAGAAGGUAGUACUCUGACGGAAUUUGCAUCAACGCUGAGGCCUCUCAGUACUCAAGUCACGCAGCUUAUGCAGGAACCUACUGAGGAAGGCAAAACACCAUCCCUAGAUGAUACAGAUUUAGGCUCAGGAUUAUUCGAAAGACCCGGAGCCACGGAACUCCCAGAAUUUCCAAUAGUUCCAAGUGAUACCAGCGCCUUCCCUUCGAUAGACAGCCUUUACAGAACUCCACCCUUCAGACCCUCCUCUUCAUUCACUGCAGAACCGCCUGCUGUGGAGGAGCCCAGUGCAGAAACGACAGGUGACAUUGUCCUUCCUAGAGAUUCUGUAACGCAACACCCUCCCACAACUCUCACCGAUAUCAUAGCUAAGGAAACAGAAAUUGACAUUGACCAAGACUAUCAUGUGACCUCAAAGCCUCUUGUAACACAGCCAACAAGAUCACCCACUGUGGAAAGAAAAACAACCUCCAAACCUCAGGCAUUGUCUACUUCACCAGCCCCGACAGGGACAAAAUCCCGCCCUGACAUAAAUGUUUAUAUUAUUGAGGUCAGAGAAAAUAAGACAGGUCGAAUGAGUGAUAUGGUUGUGAAUGGUCACCCAGUAGAUUCAGAGCCUAAAGAAGAUGAGCCAUGCAGUGAAGAAACAGAUCCACUGCAUGACCUGUUUGCUGAAAUUUUACCCGAGUUGCCAGAUUCCUUUGAAAUAGACAUAUAUCACACUGAGGACGAGGAAGAAGGAGAGGAGGAUUGUGCAAAUGCAACAGAUGUCACAACUACGCCCUCAGUGCAGUACAUCAAUGGGAAGCAGCUUGUCACCACGGUGCCCAAGGACCCGGAAGCUGCAGAAGCUAGGCGUGGCCAGUAUGAAAGUGUUGCACCUUCUCCUAAUUUCUCAGACAGUUCUGCAGGUGAUGCCCAUCCGUUUAUCAGAGCGGAGACAGAACUGGCAACUGCCACACAGUUGAAUAAAUCUAAAGAAGCCACCACUGAAUUGUUAGAAAUUACUUGGAAACCCGAGACCUACCCUGAAACACCAGAACACUUUUCAAGUGGUGAGCCUGAUAUUUUACCUACAAACUCACUCCGUGAGGAUAAAGCAACCAAGUGGGCAGAGUCUAUUACAGAGAGCAGUCCAAACCUUGAAAAUUCUGAACCUGAGCAGCCUAAGCCUAUGCCUCUGUUUUUUGAAGAGUCUUCAGGAGAGGGUGCCAUUGACCAAGUAUCUCAAAAAACUGUCUUCUCUGAGGCUACAGAAGUAGCGCCGGGCAAAGAGGCAGGACAAAGUCCUACCCUGUCUACCUCUAAUACUCUUUCCAGUUCUGUGUCAGUAAACAUCUUGGAGGAAAAACCAAUUACCCUAACAGGAAUCCAACAGACUGAUGACUCCUUUUCUACCAUGAAAAACUUGGUCGAUAUAAUACCUAAACAAACUGUAGAGUUCUCAGGGAGUUUUUUAGCCCCUAUUACUGAAGGGUCCGGGGAAGUAGAAGAAUAUAAAAAUAAAGUCUUCUCCAUGGUAACUGAUUUACCACAGGGAAAUCCUACAGAUACACUCAUCCCUUUGGAUUUAAGCAAGAUAAUGAUCACAGACAGCCAUUUAUAUAUUCCUGAAACCACUACUCCUUUGGAUUCAGAGCUGCCUUCUGUAGAUGGAAGGCCUACACAAUUUGGAAUCCAAACAGAUGCUUCUGAGUGGGUUUCCAGUACACCUUUUGAAGGAAGGAAAAGAGAAGAAGACGAAGAGGAAACUACAAAUGCAGCCCCCUUUGUUGAAGUCCAAUCGCCAACACAGAGGUCAGAACACUUAAUUUUCCCUCCAGAAUUAGAAAGCCCAAAUGUAGCUGGACCUAGUGAUUCAGCUACCUGGGAACGUUUUGUACCAGAGACCACACCCAUACAGUCUGAAAAGGAAAUGGCAAAUUCUACUCUUGCUUUUAGAGAAACAAGUGGUUUGGUCAAUUUGGAGGCACAGCCCUUUAAGCUUAGUAGUAGCAGCCAGCCCCAGGUGGAGGAGGGAGUGCUGCCCACUGUCUCAGGAUGGCCUUCCCCUCUUUCUAUGGAACAGGGCUCAGGAGAUGCUGGCACUGAUACAGAAUCUACCAUUGCUUCAUUUUUAUUAAAUUCACAGUCUGAAACCCAAGUCAGAAAAGAAUCACUUAGUACACUGUUUCCCAGUGUGGAAACUUCAUUCCCCUCUGAGCCAACAGAGUUAGCUCUGAGGCCUGUAUUGGACAGAGGAGGUGCUGAAGUUAUGAUCCAGGCAUCUAAGGAAACACCAACUUCAGAAGUUCCAGGAAAGCCAAGCCUUCCGGCAGAAGUAAGGGACUUUUCUACAGCCUUUCCUUUCGGAGAAGAUUUUAGCGGUGACUUUAGUGAACAGUCAACAGUGUCUUAUCCAACAAUGAGAGAGGAAAGAGUGGGGACGGAAGGCUCUGAGAGCAAGCAAGUUGGAGAUAGGCAGAACCCAUCAUCUACACCACCUACCUCAGAGGACAUCUACCUAUUACCUUCCUCCAAAGGACUCAGCAGUACCACGGCCAGCACCUCAGCCUUCCCCUGGGAAGAGUUUAUUGCCUCAGCUGAGGGCUCAGGUGAGCAGCUGACCUCAGUGGGCAGCUCUGUUGGUCCAGUGCUUCCCUUUGUUGUGGACAGUUUUUCUAGUACGGAGUCUCAAUAUCUUGAUGAAGGUUUUCAAGAAGUGGGUGCUGUGACAGAAGCAGAGAAACGAUCCACUGCUUUGCCGACAGCGGACACUGGGAAUACUGUACUGCUGACAGAAAGUGGCGACAUAAAAGGAAAUACCACAGUGUCAGCGGACUUUCCCCAAACAAUGGAUCCAACCAAAUUAUGGUCUAAACAGGAAGUCAACACUGUAAAACAAGCUGCUGAAAGUGAAACAGCACAGGAGGAAAAAGCUCAAGAACAAAAGACUUUUGUAUCUCUUCAUGGAUCUCUUGCACCAGAACAAAUAAUUUUGGAAUCCCAAACACUUACUGAAGAUAAACUCCAAACUUCAGAGCCCUCUCUGUUAACAACAAAGACAUCAUACAGCACUAAUGAGGAAAUGGGGGAGGAAGACAUGGCCACAGCUCAUCAGUCUUCUCCAGGUCCAGGGAUUAAAGGCUCAGAAUCAUAUACUACUCAUCCUGAGACUACUGAGAAGCCACAUUCUUUUCUAAUUACUGCUUUAGUGACUGAAUCUGUACCAGCUAGAAGUGUAGUCAUGGAUACCUCAAAUCAAGAAGAAAGUACACAACUCUUUGAAAAUGGUAUGAAGUCAACAAUUAGAGAGUCAAAUACUGAUCUCUCAUUCUCUGGACUGGGAUCAGGGGAGUCCUUGCCUCCUCAACCUACAGCAUUAGUGACUUUGACUGAAAUGGAGCAGAUCAUUAGUACGUUGUAUCCUGAGACAUCUCACACGGGUAUUUUAGGAACAAACCUUUUAAGUGAUAAAGUAGAAGACAAUGAAAUAAUAGAAAAUGGGACAGAUAAAGUUAGAAUACUCAUUUCCAAAACAGGCAACAUUUCUCAAGAAAGUAAGGAAACACCCAGCACAACUUUGAGUGAUGCUCCACCUCUUCCUUUCACCAAGCACAUAGACGCGGAACAUUCUCCAGAUCAGACCUUCAUGUGGGAAGAAGAAAUCCAGACUCAUACACCACAAACCAUAACUGAACAGAUCACUAGUGAGAAUUCUUCAGCAUCAGAAACUGAAGUAGCAACGACCUCUUCCACUGCUUUUCUGGAUCAAACAUACAAGAUCGAAGUGACCAAAGCAUUUGUUGUAUCAGCAUCAAAACAACCUAAUCUCUUUUAUGUAAAUUCUGGAGAAGGAUCUGGAGAAGUGGAUGCUCGUGAUUUAAUAUACACCUCUGGACCUACUCAGAUAACCAAUCAAGGAGACAGCACACUUGCAACUGAUGGAUUCCUGGAAAAGCAUCCAGAGGAGUCAAGACAUGAGGUCGGCACUACUGAUGGACCAACGGCUUCAGCAAUGCUAUUGCAUCACUCAGAGUACAAUGAGAAUUCCCUGUAUUCAGCCAGCACCCUGCCUAGCACAGUGCCAUAUGAGAGUCUCACAGAAAGUAUUGCAGAUGGUUUGCAAGACCAUAUCAGAUUUGAAGGCUCUACCUUGAAGCCUAACAGAAGAAAAACCACUGAAAACAUCAUUAUAGAUCUAGACAAAGAGGAUGGUAAGGAUUUAGGAUUAACAAUUACUGAGAGUGCCAUUGUGGAAAUUCUGCCUGAGCUGACAUCAGAUAAAAAUAUCAUUAUAGACAUUGAUCACAUUAAACCCGUAUAUGAAUACAUCCCGGGAAUACAAACUGACCUAGAUCCAGAGAUGCCAUUGGGCUCCCAUGGCGGUAAUGAAGAAAUCCUUCAAGGUCAAGAGAAGCAUGAGGCAGUUGUUAACCUUUCUACAACCGAGGAGGCAUUUGAGGGCUCUGGUGAUGUGCUUCUUGCUGGCUCCACUCAAGCGGUCUUCAGUGAGUCUGGAAGUUCUCAGGAUGGGAGGCAGGCAGAACACACAGGCUUUAACUUUGCAACUGGAAUCCCAGUUUCUAGCAGAGAAACAGAAGUAGAUACUUUCUUUCCCACAGUGUCAACCUUGCACACUCCUAGUAAACUAACCACAGCCAGUCCAGAGACUGAAAAACCCAAAAUUGAAGCAGUAUCUCUGGAUGAUAUAUUUGAAUCAAGCACAUUGUCUGAUGGCCAAGCGAUUGCAGACCAAAGUGAAGUAGUAUCAACCCUGGGUCAUUUGGAAAGGACACAAGAAGAAUAUGAGGAAAAGAAACAUGGGGGUCCUUCUUUCCAGCCAGAAUUCUUCUCAGGAGCAGGGGAGGCACUGACAGGUUCCCCUGCUUUUGUAAGUAUUGGUAGCACUCAGCAUUUAACAGACAUCCCUGAAGUGACAGAAGCACCUGACUCCACACAUUACACUGAGACAACCCCUGCAGUUUUCUCCCUGGCAGAGUUGUCUCCCCAGACACCACCUUCUCCCUUCCCUGUCUACAUAGACAGUGGAGUCUCUGAAUACCCAGAGGUUCCCCACACAAGGGCUCAGCUAGGUCCUGGUGCUGCCUCAUCCCAAAGACCGCUAGAUGACACCUUUAAGGAAGUCCGUGCUAAUAUUGAAGCAACCAUCAAGCCAUCCGGCGAAGGGGAUGCCCCCAGAACUGAGCCUCUAUUCUUGUCUCCUGACCCUACAUUAGAUAUUUCGGAAGAUGAAAGAAAGCCUAAAUUACUAGUAGAGCUGGAAACUUCUCCCACUGAACCAACUGUUGAAGAAGAAACUGCGAUAUCACAAGAUUACCUAAACAAAGCCAACAAUCAGCUUCCAGGAGAAACAUUUGGAAUGCCCCCCAGUGCCAAAACACCAGAGAGUGGACCUGUCACGACAGCUGCAGAUGACAUUGAGUUGGUAGGUGCCACACAGCAGCCGCAAUCUUCUGCUUCUCUGGCUUUCAGGGUUGAGACAGGUGUGGUACCUCAACCCAUCCCACAGAAGCCCGAGGAGCCCACCUUUCCUCCUUUGGAAAUUAACCGCGAAACAUACACAUCGUUAAUUGGCGAAAACUCUGUAAUAACAGCCUCUGAAAAGCAAGUGUCAAAAACAAUUCUCGAUCACAGUAGUCAGGCAACAGCCAGCACUCUGGAUCUAAAUACUCCACGUUCAGUAACGCCAUUUUCCAUUCUGGACAAUUCUAAUGAAACCGCUUUCCUGGUUGGCAUUAAUGAAGAAUCCGUGGAAGGUACAGCAGUUUAUCUACCAGGACCUGAUCACUGCAAAACGAAUCCAUGCCUCAAUGGAGGCACCUGCUAUCCUACGGAGACUUCCUAUGUGUGCACCUGUGUUCCUGGGUUCAGUGGGGACCAGUGUGAACUGGAUUUUGAUGAAUGCCAUUCUAACCCUUGCCGAAAUGGAGCCACGUGUGUGGACGGUUUUAACACAUUUCGGUGCCUCUGCCUUCCAAGUUAUGUUGGUGCCCUGUGUGAACAAGACACGGAGACCUGUGACUACGGCUGGCACAAGUUCCAGGGGCAGUGCUACAAGUACUUCGCUCACCGCCGCACGUGGGAUGCUGCUGAGAGGGAGUGUCGCCUGCAGGGUGCUCACCUCACAAGCAUCCUGUCUCACGAAGAACAAAUGUUUGUGAAUCGUGUGGGUCAUGAUUACCAGUGGAUAGGCCUCAAUGACAAGAUGUUUGAGCACGACUUCCGUUGGACUGAUGGCAGCGCACUGCAAUAUGAGAACUGGAGACCCAACCAGCCAGACAGCUUCUUUUCUGCGGGAGAAGACUGUGUUGUGAUCAUUUGGCAUGAGAAUGGCCAGUGGAAUGAUGUUCCCUGCAAUUAUCACCUCACCUACACCUGCAAGAAGGGAACAGUUGCUUGCGGCCAGCCCCCUGUUGUAGAAAAUGCCAAGACCUUUGGAAAAAUGAAACCACGUUAUGAAAUCAACUCCUUGGUUAGAUACCACUGCAAAGAUGGUUUCAUUCAGCGUCAUCUUCCAACUAUCCGGUGUCUAGGAAAUGGGAGAUGGGCUAUGCCUAAAAUAACCUGCAUGAACCCAUCUGCAUACCAAAGGACUUAUUCUAAGAAAUUCUUUAAAAAUUCCUCAUCAGCAAAGGACAAUUCCAUAAAUGCAUCAAAGCAUGAGCAUCGCUGGAGCCGGAGGUGGCAGGAAUCUAGGCGCUGAUCCUUAAAAUGGCGAACAUGUGCUUCCUCACUUCAGCCAAAGUCCCGACUUUCCGUGCCUUUCCUAGCACCUCAAGAAGUAUUAGCAGUUGGUUUGGAUUUGGGGACUGCCGUCUGGUCAUUUGGGGUUGCUGUGCUCUUAAAGUAUUUUCAAUGAAACGUGGAAUUAAAAGAAAAAAAAGCAAAUAAAAUGAUAGCAAAUGAGCGAAGAAAGUAGCCAUUCCAGCCUAAU